AUGGGUGAUCUUAACAAUGUUUUAUCUCAUGAUGACAAAAGGGGCGGUAAUAGGUACCCUGACUUUUUAAUCCAAGGUUUUCAACAGUCUUUGGUUGACAGUGGACUUCAAGACAUGGAGUUAUGUGGUUAUUCGUUUACUUGGGAGCGUGGGCGGGGUACUAAUCAUUGGAUAGAAGUGCGUUUGGAUAGGGGACUUGCUAAUCUUGCUUGGUUGAACAUGUUCACUUUUGCUAAGCUCCAUAAUCUUGAAAUUUCAACUUCAGACCAUGCUCCGCUUCUUAUGGUCAUGGUUCCUGCUGCAGGCCACAAUUUUGUUAAGCAAUUUCGGUUUGAAAAUGCAUGGUUAAGGGAACCUCUUUGUUAUCAGAUUGUAAAGGAUAGCUGGGAGAUUUGUGAGUCUGAUGAUGUUAUGAAUAAAAUUCGGUGUUGUGGGGACAAAUCGAAGCAAUUGUGGUUGCAAGAGGGAGAUAAUAAUAGCAAGUAUUUUCAUGCUUCUGCAACUACGAGACGAAGGAAUAAUUUUGUUGUAAAACUUAAAGAUCAUUCGGGUGCAUGGGUUGACUGGGAUAGUGGUUUGAAUGAUCUUAUGGCUUCUUAUUUCCACGAGCUUUUUUCCUCUUCCCAAACCAACUGGAGAGAAGUCACAAACAGCGUGCAAACUCGUGUAUCAUCUCAGCAGAAUGCUGAGCUAUUGUUACCGGCUUUAGAUGAAGAAGUUCGGAAAGCUUUGUUCCAAAUGCAUCCGGAUAAAUCCUCAGGGUCUGAUGUAAUGACCCCAAACCUUAACAAAACCAUUUGGGUCUUACUCCCUAAGAAGAAGCAGCCAAUGGAUAUGGGGGAUUUAAGACCCAUUGCAUUAUGCAAUGUGAUGUACAAGAUUGUGUCCAAAGUGGUUGCUAAUAGACUUAAGAGCCGAUUAAUCUCGGAUAACAUCUUUAUUGCUUACGAGAUUAUGCAUCACUUAAAGAGGGAACGAAGAGGGAGGGAUGGUUAUAUGGCACUCAAGCUAGAUAUUAGCAAAGCCUAUGAUAAGCUUGAGUGGGGUUAUCUCCGGGCUAUGAUGGUAGGAAUGGGCUUUGAUGGUCGCUGGAUUAAUUUAGUUAUGCAAUGUGUAUGUUUAGUUUCUUAUACCAUUUCACAUGGUGGGAAGGAGUUGGGGCCCAUUAUUGCUCAAAGAGGGUUGCACCAAGGGGAUCUUUUAUCACCAUAUCUGUUUAUUCUUUGUUUUGAAGGGUGUAAAAUUGCUCGAGGUGCGCCGGUAGUCUCGCAUAUGCUCUUUGCUGAUGACAGCUACAUUUACUGUAAGGCAGCUGAGGAAGAAGCCAAUAAUACUGGAAUUGACGUGCGGGAUUCCAUUUAUGCUAUGUUGAAAAUUUAUGAGGCCGAUGAAAAUGGCAAUUACCUGGGUUUGCCAUGUUCGGUUAGGAGAAAUAAGAAUGCUAUCCUUGGUUUUCUUAAGGAUAAGCUUCGGAAGAGAAUUCAAGGGUGGGAAGGGCGUAUCUUAUCUCAUGCGGGAAAGGAGGUAUUGUUGAAAUCUAUUGCUCAAGUCUUCCCGAGUUAUGCUAUGAAUGUUUUUCUCUUGUCGUCAGACACUUGCAAGGAGUUAGAGCGGCUUAUGGCCAAGCUUUAUAAGGCUAAAUAUUAUGCUACUGGUAAUCUGUUCUCUGCUGUAUUGGGAGAUAAUCCUAAUUUCAUUUGGCGUAGUAUUCUUGAAGCAAAAGAUCUCAUCCACGCCUGUGCUCAAAGAACAAUAGCUAAUGGGGAAAAUGUAUCCAUUAUUAAUGAUCCUUGGCUUUUACAUAAUUCAAACAACUAUGUUGUCUCACGGCACCCUGCUCUUGUGAAUAAGUCGGUCAGCUCCCUCUUUCAAGUCGGUACUCACGCGUGGGAUGAGGAUGUUGUGAGGAAUCUGUUUGUUGCCCGUGAUCAGGACCUUAUUUUGUCCAUUCAGCUUAGUGAUUUGGUCGCUAAUGAUGGUUGGAGUUGGCGACUUGAGAUUUGUGGGAAUUAUUCGGUUAAAAGUGCAUAUAAAUUCUUGGAAGAAUCUAAGGAUGCUUGGUCCCGAGAUGCCAAUACUGAUUUUUGGAAGCGGCUUUGGUCAUUAAAAAUUCCUCCUAAGAUCAGCUACUUGGUAUCGCAGCAUAGUGGACGUCGGGGUUGGGGCAGCAACGUUCAGCAGCUGGUUGUUGGGAAUUUUCACCAGGGGGCACAAGUUGAAAUGGAGGAAGCGGCGAUGGUGAGUUGGGCUAUUUGGCGUGUGCAGAAUGACUUUAUUUGGCAGAAGAAGAGUUGGCUUGCUUCAAAUAUUGUAACAUCAGAUAGAACCAUGCUUGAUCAAUACAAAUUUGCUCAGGAAAGGAAUGGCCUUUCGUUGUCUCCUUUGAAUGAUGGGGGGCGGAACUGUGAGUGUUGGAUUGUACCUGUGUUAAACAAGAUUAAAGUUAAUGUUGAUGGGGCUUUAUUUGAACAAGAAGGGCGGUUUGGAGUGGGCUGUGUGUAG
Cannabis sativa is the source of this 2502-nucleotide messenger RNA. RefSeq lists its product as uncharacterized. Lineage: Eukaryota; Viridiplantae; Streptophyta; Magnoliopsida; Rosales; Cannabaceae. The coding region runs from base 1 to 2502 and encodes 833 amino acids. The record is from RefSeq and is a predicted model, not a curated record. The transcript is spliced from 8 exons.